AUGUUGGUCAGAUUUGCCGAGCUCAAAGCAAUUCAGGACGUCAAUGAAGCAGAGGAUCAUUUCAAUGUGGCAAGAUCUCACAGUCAGAGCUUUGCCUUUGUGCAUAUUUCCCAUGCAAAGUUUGCGCUUUCUCAAGAAAACACAAAGAGGGCCAUUUAUAUUCUUCAAAGUGCCAUUGAAGUCGGUGCUAAACCAAAGGAGGUGCUUGAGGAUGAAUUGCAGAGGAUACAAACUGAGAAAAUGCAGCACUCAAAUCUGGAAGUCUUGUCAAGCACUGUUAAGAAAGGAUCAGACUUCAGUAAAUUUAGCCGAAUAUCAGAUGGUACAGGAGAAUUACAAAUGUCUAGUAAUUUGGGUGUGAGAACUGAAGCAUCCAUUGGGUCGGAUGAAAAAGUGCCUCUUUGGAGGUCUGCAUCUCAACGCAAGAGACUUGUUGGCUUGACACAGAGAGUUGCAGUCGUUCCCUUUCCUAUUCCAGAAAAUGGUGACAAUUACUUUGGGGCAAAAUCUUCAGUUGGUGCCCAAAGUAUGUCUAGAUUUCCGUCGGGCUCCAAUGUGAUAAGUGUGUCUGGACUGUCUUCUACCAAAAAAAAUCCUACAAAUGGGGAUCCUGUCACUUUCCAAUCUGCUCAAAGUCCAGAUUCCUGCGACGGCCAAAUUGACUCUACACCAACUCUUCUUAACACAAGAGCCGCAUCGCGGAUGGAAGAUGCAACAUUCAACAUUGAGGAGAUUGUCAACACAAAAUCGCCCGAAGCAUGUCUGAGCUUCCUCAAGAAUCUAGAGACGAUGGGAAACCCACAAACGGACACUGUUCUUAACAAAAUAAAGGACUGUUACUCAAAGAUAUUUGCCAAGAUGCCGAUCAGACAAUUCAGCAAAAGUCCAAGCUAUGCUAAAAUAUUGGUUCGAUAUGCAGAACUGAAAAGUAUUGAAGACCCAGAUGACGCACGAGACCAUUUCAUUGUUGCAAGAUCAAACUGUAAAGCUUUGGCUUUUGUGCACAUUGCUUAUGCUCAGUUUGAAGUUUCCCAAGGUAAUAUUAUGAAGGCAAGUUCUAUUCUUAACAAAGCUCUGGUGUUAAAUGCCAGACCAACUGAGCUUUUAGAUUUAGCACUUUGUAAUCUCAAAGGUGGACAACAGCAGCUGAUACCCAACAAGGACGAUCAGUUAAAGGACCGCCAAGAAAAUACUGUUUCUCAUGUGGCAAAAGAAAACAUACCUCCACAGCGAGUCCCAGUCAAUCGUAAAGUAGAACUGCCAACAAUUGCCACUAAGGACUCUGCUCCUGAGUGGAAAGUCCCUCAGGUGAUUCGGCAGGUGCCACCUGUGGAUGAACGGGAUAGUCCGCCUGACCCGAGGCUACAACCUGAGCCCCUGGCCUCAGUCCCCACUCCAUCUUUUCAGCCUACUCCCAGGUCUAACGUACAAAGUGUCUUUCAGACACCCAACAAUUAUAGAAAUCCUUUCCCAAAUAGCUGUAUUACCCCUGUUGUGAAGACGUCCACCAGAGAAUCUUCCUACGCAGCAUCAAAAAACACAGUCACAUCUAUGCAGCAGUCUACCCCACAAAACAAAGUCUGUUUCCAAACUCCACAGCCUUCAAUACCAACCAUAUCAAAUGACUCCAUUACUAUCAAGGGCAAACAAUUCUUCAUUCUAAAAAUAAUUGGCCGUGGUGGAUCGAGCAAGGUUUACCAGGUUCUUGAUCAAAAAAAGCAGUUGUUUGCUGUGAAAUAUGUGGACUUGGAAGACGCUGAUCCACAGACUGUGGAAAGUUACAAAAAUGAAAUUGAACACUUGAACCAAUUACAGCAAUACAGCGAUCAAAUUAUAAAACUUUAUGAUUAUGAAAUAACCAAUGGCUACAUCUACAUGCUGAUGGAGUGUGGAAACCUCGAUCUCAACACAUGGUUACGAAACCGAAAAUCUGUUAAUCCUUUGGAAAGAAAGUUCUACUGGAAGAACAUGCUGGAGGCCGUGCAAACAAUUCACAAACAUGGUAUUGUACACAGUGACUUGAAACCAGCUAAUUUUGUCAUUGUGAAUGGGUCAUUAAAGCUGAUUGACUUUGGAAUUGCCAACAAAAUCCAACCUGAUGUAACAAGCAUCAUGAAGGACUCCCAAGUAGGAACACUGAACUACAUGCCUCCUGAAGCCAUCAAGGACACUUCAUCUCAAGGGAAGGCCCGUUCAAAGAUCAGCCCUAAAGGAGAUGUGUGGUCACUUGGUUGCAUCCUGUAUUGUAUGACCUAUGGGAAGACACCGUUCCAAAGUAUCACUAAUCAGAUUGCAAAGCUGCAGGCCAUCAUCGAUACAUCUCAUAAGAUCGACUUUCCGGACAUAUCAGAGCACGACUUACUGGAUGUGUUAAAGAGGUGUUUGGUAAGAAAUCCCAGAGAGAGAAUUUCUAUUGCAGAACUCUUGGAGCAUCCUUACCUUCAAUUAAAGCCACAUGCUUCACCUGUGCCUGAGCGGCCAUGUAAUCCUGAUCUCCAGAAAAUCCUUACAGAUCUUUCAGCUCUGCAUUCUCCAAACAGCAUUGUCCGGGCUGCAAAUAAUCUUGCUCGAAUGUGCAGUAGUGGAAGAAAACUGGAUGUUGCAGAAUGUGCAAAGUCGUCAACCUGA
This is a messenger RNA of Knipowitschia caucasica, 2628 nucleotides long. The record is from the annotation of a GenBank genome assembly. NCBI's taxonomy places the organism in Eukaryota, Metazoa, Chordata, Actinopteri, Gobiiformes, Gobiidae.